Molecule: messenger RNA, 1021 nt
Organism: Poecilia reticulata (guppy)
Lineage: Eukaryota; Metazoa; Chordata; Actinopteri; Cyprinodontiformes; Poeciliidae
Source: RefSeq, a predicted model, not a curated record
GAGCUAGCAGUGCUAACCGGUUAGCGGUUAGGGGUUAGCGGUUAGGGUUAGGGUAGCUAAACAGCAAUAUGACUGUGGUAGCUUUCGAGCUAGCAGUGCUAACCGCUAUGCACAUAUCUAUAUACUUCCUGGUAAUAUUAAUGGUUCUGAUAAUGUUAGCCAAGUUAAACACCUAAAGUAAAUGUAACUAGUUACUUCCAGAACCCAAAGCGGGUCAGUGGUUUGGUCCAGCAGAACCACAGUACAGGAAGUGGUUGUACAGGUUCGGCCAUCUUUAGCGGAUUUCUCCUGACUCUGUUGUGUCGGGUUUCCGGCUGGUUCCGUUGCCAUGGAAACGAACCAGAACCAGGCAUGUUCUCCUCCGUGUGGCGCCGCAGGAUGAAGUGAUGGUGACGGGAGCAGCGCGGAGCGGGGAUUACUUCCGGCUCCAGCUGAGCCCCCUGCAGCUGGUGGAGAGCCUCACCUGUCUGUCCCUGAAGCCCCUCCCAGUGGGGAACUACCUGAGCCUGUUCGGCCGCCACCAGGAGCUGCUGGGCCAGCUGCUGGACCGGUACCGCCUGGGCCUGGUGCCCGACCUCUACAGUUUCUUCACACAGAGGGGCUGUCUGCCCAUUUUCCACGACCGCUUCCCGGACCUCCACCAGAGGGCGCUGGAGCUGCUGGCCCAACGGCUCAAGCGCGGCGGAGACCUGGAGUCCCUCAGCCUCCAUCGGCCAAUCAGGAUGGACGCUGAGACCCAGGUCGCUCUGAGGAACCGAGCGCUGGCCUUCCUGGUGGACCACCAGAACCUGCUGCCCAUGUUCUACAUCCCGGAGCGACCCGCACCCUUUGGACACUUCGGCCACUCCCCGGGACACUACGGACACUUCAGACACAACGACCACUCCGGACCGACCGGGACCGACCCGACCGACCCGACUGACCCGACUGACCCGUCCGGACCUGCGGCUCAGAUCUGACCUUCCUGGUUUCACUGGAACUAUUGUCACCUAAAGGCUCAAUAAAAAGCUGUGACCUUUGA